CACGGAAGUCACGUUUCGUCAGUCUUCUGCUCUCAUGUGCUAAAGAAGCAUUUGGUUAGCUAGCUAUCACAACAAUUUUCUCAGAGCGUUUUCACACUCUCACCAAGUAGUAGAAGGGUCUCAAAUGUUUAUUGUUUAUUACCGCGUCGUGAGAGAGAAAGAACUACAAAACUGACGGUUUAACGAAGUCCAUGUGUUGCAAAAUGCAACGGAGCUAGUGUUAGCUAGACACGGUUAGCUUAUUACUUUUCUAAGCAAGAAAUGGCAGAUAAAAAAGAGAAAACAUUUAGGUUUGUGAUCGUGGGAGGUGGCAUCGCGGGUGUGACAUGUGUUGAGCAGCUGUCAUCCCAGAUUCCAUCAGCUGACGUGGCUCUGAUUACAGCAGGUCCCCAUAUCAAGGCAGUGACCAACUAUAAACAGGUGUCCAAGACACUGGAAGAGUUUGAUGUUGAGGAGCGACCAUCCAGUGUUCUGGAGGAGAAAUAUCCCAACCUGACUGUCAUCCACUCUGCUGUCAAAUCACUUCACACACAAUCACAUUCUGUGGAAACUGCAGAUGGCCGGGUUUUUGGUUAUGAGAAGCUGUGUAUCUGCGGUGGGGGCAGACCCAAGCUCCUGACCGAGGACAACCCUUUGGUGCUGGGGAUACGGGACACAGACAGCGCCCAGGAAUUUCAGAAGCGGUUAUGCACAGCAAAGAGAAUUGUUGUUGUUGGCAAUGGAGGGAUUGCUUUGGAAUUAGUGUUUGAGGUGGAGGGCUGUGAGGUGAUCUGGGCCGUGAAGGACAAGGCCAUAGGAAACACCUUCUUUGACGCUGGGGCGGCGCAGUUCCUCAUCCCAUCGUUGGAGUCUGACAAACCAGAGAGAGCUGCUCCCUGUAAGAGACCUCGCUACACCACCGAGGAACCAGCACCUGGAGCGUCCCAGACCUUCACAGCAGACAGGAACGCACGAGGCCAUGGUUCUGGUCCUACAGAGGCUGGCAGUGCCCUCGGUCCAGACUGGCAUGAAGGAAUAGUUCUACGAGGAGCAGAGCAGGUGUCCCGCAGAGUUUCAGUGGAAUACCAGUGUGAGGUGGAGAAGAUCUUCACCUGCGAGGAGCUGCUCAAUUCCCCACAGCAAACACUCAGACCUGAGAAUGGGAGAUCCUGGCCACUUUACAUCCAGCUAACGAAUGGCAAAACAUUUGGCUGUGAUUUUAUAGUCAGUGCCACCGGUGUCGUGCCCAACACUGAGCCAUUUCUCCCCGGCAACAAGUUUGCACUGGCAGAUGAUGGUGGCCUGCAGGUAGAUGACCACAUGAUGACUUCAGAGCCAGACGUGUAUGCAGCAGGAGACGUGUGCACUGCAUGCUGGGAACACAGUCCACUGUGGCAGCAGAUGCGUUUGUGGACGCAGGCCCGUCAGAUGGGCUGGUACGCCGGCCGCUGCAUGGCAGCACAUGUCCUGUCAGAAACAAUAGAACUGGAUUUCUGCUUUGAACUCUUCUCACACGUUACCAAAUUCUUCAACUACAAGGUGGUCCUGCUGGGAAAGUUUAAUGGGCAGGGGCUGGGGCCUGAUCAUGAGCUACUGGUACGCUGUACCAAAGGCCAGGAGUAUGUCAAGGUCGUUCUCAGUGGAGGCAGGAUGGUGGGAGCGGUGCUGAUCGGGGAAACAGACCUGGAGGAGACCUUUGAGAACCUGAUCCUGAACCAGAUGGAUCUGACCCCGUAUGGAGAGGAGCUGCUAAACCCCGACAUUGAUAUAGAGGACUACUUUGAUUGAGCUCGAUGGGGGCGAUUUAGGAGCAUGCUGAGCAGUGAAAAUUCACCAGUCAUGCAAGGUAGAUGACAUUGAUGAAGAAAUAUGACUUUAAGGAUACUCAAGCCCGACAAAUGUCUAAAGGCAUGAGAAGGAAACAUGCAUUCUCAUGCCUUCAUGUCAGUACUAAUGAGUGCAUCAAAGGUAUUAAAGGUAUUCUGUGCAGGAUUUUUCCCAAAAAACAAUGUUUCAAUCAUCACAUAUGACCCACUAGAAGUGUGUGGUGGUGUAUUUAUCUGCAGAGACUCUGCUCUAUUUUCUUAUGUUGCUGUGGUUGGGACGUGUCUGGACAGCAGCCUUUGCGCAGUGGGUGUGUACCCCUCAGCCAAUAACAGUGCACAGGGUGUGAGGUUGGGCCCCUGCAAUAAUGUAGCAACCACGUUACAUUGCUGUCCGUGUCUCCCCCCUUUGCUCUCUGUCUGUGUUGUGGAUGUGUAUAGAGCUGCAGGUCUGUGUGUCUUGUUUGGGCAAGGCUGAGCUGCACAGAGAGGCGAUAGCCGAGAGAAGCUUCUAGAUGCAGUCUCGCAGACUACGCAACAUCUUUUCCGAACGCUAACAAGUAGCUUUGGUUCCUAAACCAAAUCAUUUUGAAGCUGAAUCAUGUAGUAGGCGUUUCCUGUUGUUACUGUAAGUCUGCAAAUAGGCCUAGCUAACAGCGGACAGGAUGAAGCCUGCACACUGGCAAUGCAGCACCUUACCGCAGGGUUUUGCAGGGGUAUGGCAAUGUUUACUUGGGCCUUGAAAGGUAACCCCAAUGAAACAGUCAGAAAAUAAGGUUGUGUUUUUCUGAUUCACUGCUUUGUUCUUGCGAACGCCAGGAAGGAGGGGCUAACUUUACAUUUCCAAAGAGCAACUGACAAGACCUGUGUAGUAUGCCUUCAAUGCACUUGUAUAUUAAAGAAUAUAUUUUUGCUUUAAAAUAAAUU
This is a messenger RNA of Chelmon rostratus (copperband butterflyfish), 2729 nucleotides long. RefSeq names its product pyridine nucleotide-disulphide oxidoreductase domain 1 (gene pyroxd1). The record is from RefSeq and is a predicted model, not a curated record. Gene Ontology annotation, molecular function: oxidoreductase activity; flavin adenine dinucleotide binding. The transcript is spliced from 13 exons. The coding region runs from base 262 to 1767 and encodes 501 amino acids. Lineage: Eukaryota; Metazoa; Chordata; Actinopteri; Chaetodontiformes; Chaetodontidae.